This is a messenger RNA of Aspergillus wentii DTO 134E9, 864 nucleotides long. Its product is annotated as enoyl-CoA hydratase/isomerase family protein. Gene Ontology annotation, molecular function: enoyl-CoA hydratase activity; delta(3)-delta(2)-enoyl-CoA isomerase activity. The coding region runs from base 1 to 729 and encodes 242 amino acids. Gene Ontology annotation, cellular component: peroxisome. Gene Ontology annotation, biological process: fatty acid beta-oxidation. The record is from RefSeq and is a predicted model, not a curated record. The transcript has 4 exons. NCBI's taxonomy places the organism in Eukaryota, Fungi, Ascomycota, Eurotiomycetes, Eurotiales, Aspergillaceae.
AUGAGCAUCCCAGCGUUUACCAACCUCUCAUUAGAGAGAACUGACAACGUCUUCAUCAUCACCCUCCAGAAUCCACCAGAAAACAAAUUCAGCCUUGCCUUCUCCCAGGAAGUCAUCAAAGCCUUUCGAACGGUCGAAGCCAUUCUCGGUCCAAAUGCCGAAGGGGCAGUGAUCACAAAAAGUGACUCCAAGUUCUGGUCGACAGGCAUCGACAUGGACGAAUUAAAAACCAGUCCAUUCGCACUCAACGAUGGCUUCUACCCGCUCCUUAGCACAGUCCUCGACUUCCCCUUUCCCACCAUCGCCCUCUUAACCGGUCACGCAUUCGGGUCGGCGUAUAUACUUGCUCUCGCGCAUGACUAUCGCGUCAUGAAUGCCCAUCGUGGCUUCGUUUCCUUCCCCGCCCUCAAUAUAGGCUUCCAUAGUGAUUCAAUGGGAGCGCUGCAAAGGGUGAAGCUGGCUCCGCCUGUUGCGAGGAAGAUGUUGCUUGAGACCCAUCGGUGGACGGGCAGGGAGGCGUUGACGGAUGGGCUUGUUGAUGCUGUUGCUGAACCGGGGGAUAUGCAUGAGGCUGCGUUGGGGAUGGGGAGGAAGUGGGCGGGGAAGGCGAAGAGUGGAAUGUAUGCGAUAUUCCGAGCUGAAUUGUAUGGUGAGGCUAUUGAGGAGUUACGGCGGGUGUGCUAUAUCCAUGGACGAGAUACUUCACGACGACCGAUGGGGAAGCUGUAAAUAUCACAAUAUCUACUCCAUCGCAUACAACUGCCUCGCCAAUGGGAUGAUGCUCUCUUCCAACGUCUUGAAUGCAACACCAAAUGUCUUCUGCACCUUUCCAGAAUCACAUGAAUAAUGAGUAUGAUGGUAUCU